Brassica napus (rape) is the source of this 2766-nucleotide messenger RNA. Its product is annotated as retrovirus-related Pol polyprotein from transposon RE1. Lineage: Eukaryota; Viridiplantae; Streptophyta; Magnoliopsida; Brassicales; Brassicaceae. The transcript has a single exon. Gene Ontology annotation, molecular function: nucleic acid binding. The coding region runs from base 1 to 2766 and encodes 921 amino acids. Gene Ontology annotation, biological process: DNA integration. The record is from RefSeq and is a predicted model, not a curated record.
AUGGCUGAGCAACCCGAUCCAUAUCCUUUCCCAACUGGUGUUCAUAUCACUAGCUCUGUCACAAUCAAACUGAGUGACAGCAAUUAUCUUCUAUGGAAAACUCAAAUGGAGUCGCUUCUCAGGAGUCAAAAACUUCUUGGUUUUGCUACCGGUCAGAUUCUUCCUCCACCGGAGCAGGUGACAACAGUCGUUAACAAUGUUCCGGUACAAACACCAAACCCACGUUUUGAAGAAUGGACCUGUACAGAUCAGCUUGUCAUCUCUUGGAUCUAUGGAACACUGACUGAAGAAGUCCUUGGUACGGUUCACUGCUUGACUACAUUUCAUGAUGUUUGGUUUUCUUUGGCUGACAACUACAACAAGAGCUCCAUUGCUCGUGAGUUUGAGCUCAGGCGUUCUCUUCAACUGAUGUCCAAGAAAGGUAAAGACUUUGCCACUUAUUGUCGUGAGUUUAGAGCUAUCUGUGACAAGUUGAGCUCUAUUGGGAAGCCGGUUGAAGAAUCUAUGAAGAUCUUCUCGUUUACCAACGGUUUAGGACGAGAAUAUGAUCCCAUUAUCACUGUCAUUCAGAGCUCCAUGACUCGUGUUCCUGCUCCAACUCUGAAUGAUGUCAUCUCUGAAGUCUCUGGCUUUGACACUCGUCUCCAGUCUUACGAAGCUACAUCUGAUGUUCUUCCUAACAUGGCUUUCCAAACUCAAAGAGGCUUCUAUAACAACUACAACAGAGGUCGUGGUAACAAUUACUCCCGUAGUCGUGGUGGUUUCUCAAAUCGUGGUGGCUACUCAAGUCGUGGUGGUUUCUCAACUCGUGGAAGAGGUUUCACUCAACAAGUUAGUAACUCUGGUGGGAACAACAACAACAACAACAAUAACACUCGUCCUGUCUGUCAGAUUUGUGGUCGUACAGGCCACUCUGCUCUUCGUUGUUGGAACCGCUUUGAUAACUCAUACCAAAGUGAUGACCUGCCUCAUGCUUUGUCCGCUUUCCCGGUCUCAGACCUCAGUGGCAGGGAAUGGAUAGCUGACUCUGGUGCCACAGCUCAUAUGACCUCCUCCACGUCUCAUAUGCAGAAUGCUACUCCGUACAAUGGUCCUGAGCACAUCAUGGUAGCUGAUGGCAAUUUCCUUCCUAUCACUCAUGUCGGUUCCACUACUCUCACCACUGAUACAGGUAGCCUCCCUCUUAACGAUGUCCUUAUAUGUCCAUCAAUGCAGAAGUCACUCUUAUCUGUAUCUAAACUGUGUGAUGAUUACCCCUGUGGGGUUUUCUUUGACUCUAAUGCUGUCUAUGUGAUCGAUCUCGAUGCUCAGAAGGUGGUGACAAAGGGACCACGAAAUAAAGGCUUGUAUGUGUUGGAGACUAGAGAGUGUGUGGCCUACUUCUCAAAUCGUCAGUGUGCAGCUAGUGAUAUAGUGUGGCAUCAGCGACUUGGACAUGCAAACUUUCAGAUUCUCCAACUUCUCAAGCACAGCAAGGCAAUCAUAGUCAAUAAGAGCAGCACAUCUCCUGUUUGUGGUCCUUGCCAAAUGGAAAAGAGUUCUCAACUUCCGUUUUUUAUUUCAGAGUCUAGUGUCAAGGAACUCAUAGAUCGGAUACAUUGUGAUUUGUGGGGUCCUUCUCCAGUUGUAUCAGUCCAAGGUUUCAAGUAUUAUGCAGUCUUUGUAGACAACUUCAGUCGUUACUCUUGGAUAAUUCCACUUAAAGCAAAGUCAGACUUUUAUGAUGUGUUUAUUGUCUUUCAAAAGCAAGUUGAGAACCAGUUUAACAAGAAACUAAAAGUGUUUCAGAGUGAUGGUGGUGGUGAAUUUACAAUUACCCGUUUCAGAAAUCAUCUCAGAGAUCAGGGGAUUAUUCACCUUCUCUCCUGUCCUUCAACCCCACAACAAAAUGGUAUUGCUGAGCGCAAACAUAGGCACCUCACUGAGCUGGGUCUUUCUAUGUUGUUCCAAAUUCAUACACCUCUCAAAUAUUGGGUUGAAGCUUUUUACUCUGCCAACUUCAUCAGCAACAUGAUCCCUUCUUCGGUUUUGAGUAAUAAAAGUCCCUCGGAGGUUCUGUUUAACAAGACACCAGACUACUCCUUCCUUCGAAUAUUUGGCUCUGCUUGUUAUCCUUGUCUGCGCCCUUACUCUCAAUACAAAUUUGAUCCCCGGUCGUUACAGUGUGUCUUCCUUGGAUAUCAUCCUCAAUACAAGGGCUAUCGGUUUUUACAUCCACCAACGGGGAGAGUAUAUAUCUCUCGACAUGUGAUCUUUGAUGAGCAGACCUUCCCGUUCACUGGACAAUACAAACAUCUCCUUGUACAACACGCUACUGGUCUUCUCAAGGCUUGGCAAGAUGGUACUGCACCCACUGCUCCUCCGGUUUAUCUUCCUACAGUUACUCCUCAGGUUACAGAGUAUCCUCAGACUGAGAGAAGUGUUACCACCGGACAUGAUAUGCCAGUAACGGUAGACGAAUCUCCACUACAGUCUAUGGCUGAUUCUCCAGACAUUGCUCCUAGGACUCCGGAGGAACCGGGACCUAGUCAUACUGCUCCUACGACUCCAGAGGAAACAGGACCAAGUCAUCCUAUGACUACUAGAUCACGUGCUGGCAUUAUCAAGCCGAACCCACGUUAUGCUUUGGUCGCAAGCAAGACUAUUCCCGCAUUGCCCAAGACGAUUGCUGAGGCACUAGCACACCCGGGGUGGAGACAGGCCAUGCUAGAAGAGCUUGAUUCUAUUUAUCAAAACAACACUUGGGUCUUGACUGAAGCUACAUAG